UGUGCGUCCCAGUAAAUAAACAAGGGGAUUUAGAUGGUGGUGGUGGGUGCAGACUCAGCCAUCCCAGUUUGCAUCAACGCGCCUUUUGCAAUCGCCCACUUCUCUUUUCAGAGCUCGAUUUUCUCUCGAAACAAUAUUCUAUGUGAUUUUCCCUCGGAACAAUUAUCAAUUAUCUCUCGAAACAUUUUUGAGUUAUUCAUGUAGUAGUCAUGCUCGCGGUAACGGGACAGGGGGUGUGUGAUGACUUGGGGCGUUGCGGUGGGACAGAGCGCUUGGAGGGGAAUGAUUGGGGUGAGUAGAGUACCCUGAGUAGGCUACACGGGACCCUGCGGCUACGGCUUCUAACAAAAUGUAGCCACACACUCAAGUGAUUACGCACGUACUUGUUGCUCAUGUAGAAUUCUCUUUGCUGGAUGAAUCACUUGCUGCUGGAUUUAAAAUGAACUUGCGAUGCAUGGCCGAAUCGGUUGCCAGGUUGUCUUGAUAUUGAUGGUGAGGGAGUUGCUCUCUGCGAAGAUAGUAUUAAAUAAUUAACAGGCCGAAAGUGAAAGUAAUUCGUCUAUACAUCUGCGUAUGAACCACACAGACGUAGCGAGGCCAAUCUGUCUGUCUUGCCGCUCAAGACAGAAUAGAUCUUGUCGAUAUGUGGUUUUAGCGCCCCGGCGUUCAGAAUCGCACGUUUGUUGCAGAGGUGGAGACUGAAGUUGGGAAUUUCCAAGUCGGUAGUGAGUUUUAUGUCUGUGACAGGGCAGCUAGCAUGUAGUGGCUUUCAAGCAUGCCCCUUGUAGACGUCGUCGCCUAACCAACAGAAAGCGCGGACCUCUCAGGUUCAAGCAGAAGUCCCGGGGAUGUAUUUGUGAAGGCAGGACAUUACAGUACAAGACAGAAGAGUUGCAGCCAAAUGUGGUCCGGUCCACAGCAGUCGCAUGUGGUCCUGUGUCCUUCAGACUGCACUUGAUCUCUGACUCUCGUCUCCUUCUGCAGUUUGCAGACGCUGCAGGGACUCCGGAAUGUCCGCCAGAUGAGAGUGUGACAGACUGCUGCAUCAACAGGGGACAGUUGGCCCCAAACAUCCGCAAAGACGACCAGAGAGAGGAGAGAGGGACUUGGACCCUGAAACCACCAGAGAAGAGAGGGACUGGAAACCAGAGCCACCUGUUGAGAGGGAUUGGAACCCAGAACCACGUCCUGACAGGAAAGGGGGACUGACACCCGCAACCACCUGUUGCCAGGAGAGGGCAAAGUGAAGUGCCAAACGGAUUGUUGAGAGAGUGAAGAAGGAGUGUAAGCUAAAAGGACUUCUUGCGAGAGGACAGAGGGAGUGGAACAAGCCAUCAAAGGAGAGAUAGGGCUGGAACCACUUCAAGCAUGGCAUGGCUACGAGUAUGGAUCUCAAGCUGGCUCCUUGGUCUAGUGGUGAUCCACCCAGGCAUGAGUCAGCAGCCGCCUGGCUCUGAUCCUCUCUGCAGAGCCCUGGCGGUGGUCAACAGCAGUCUAGCACUCAGGGAACGAGUGCACUACAUGAAGCACAACAUGCCCAUAAACUACACAAUACCAGUGCACUACGAGGAGAUCUUUAAGCUGAAGAACGUCAGCAGGCUGAGGAGGAACGUGGAGGGUCUGGAGGACGUGGAUCUUCAGGAGACAUGGCUGCGUGUGAACCAGGGCAUUCUGGGUAGGAUCAAGGACGUGCUGCCGCCACGCCACCCCUCACGCAACUACACAGAGAACCUGGACACGCUCUUCAGGAACCUGGGACAGAUCUUCCCCGAGGGGAGGGAGCCGCCGGAGCGUAUCGAGCGUAUCUGGGAUGUCCUGGGCACGAAGUUGGCGGGGCGGGCCACCACCACCGCCACGCCCAAAUCCCUCCUGGACAACUGCUACCACACCAUGCACUGCAUCUUCACCUCCUGCUUCCCCUCACACGCAGACUACUGCCAGCGAUCGCACUGGCGAGGGGAGAAGAAGGCCGCUCUGAAGAAGGCUCUGGAUGUUCCACAGAACUGAGGAGCGUUGCGUUAACCCCCUCAGCUCACAGCUGUGCAGCUGUACUGCCUGCGAAGACUGCAGCUCUUCGUUUAAAUCUUCCCGUUCUGUGCAACUGUGACGGCUGACCCGCUGUUCUUCUAUUCGUCUAGCGUCUCCUUGUGUCUGCAGAAGAGUGGGAUGUCGGGAAGGAAAGGGAGAAUGCUGGAAACUGAAUGAAAGAGACCAUUGUGGGAAUUCUCGUGGAGCUUGAACUGCCAAAAUAAACACAAACUGUCCAAUAGCCUGCGCGCAUCUGGCCCGGCGCUGCGCCGCACCUGCCCCGCACUCUGCCCUUGUUACUAUGACAACAGGGCACCAAGGGAGCCCAUACAGAUGUGCUGCUGCAGCUGUGGCCUUGUGGCUUGCUUACACACACACACACAUACCAACACCCCAUACACACACACACACACACCCCUCCACUCACCACCACAUAACAAGCAUGUCCAUCCAAGCCUGUGCUAUGUUGAUGUCUGAGUACUAUUUCAGCGCUGCUGUAACUCAAGUCUGGCAGCAGGACAUGGAUAGCGCAAAGCGAGGAAGACUCACGCAUCCAGGAAAUCACGUCACAGCUUCUGGCAAUGACACUGAUAUGACACUGAUGUGUUCUGAUGAGUGUGACAGUGACACACAGUAGCGAGGCAACAGGUGUGUGUUCGUCACACCACCCAACUCCACUCGAGCGCAACUCAUCGACUCUUACGGGAAAGUACAGGACACGUGUGCCGUCCGCCCGGCAGCUCUGUCGGACACAGGUCGAGGACUUAAUGCAUUCAGGCAUGCUGCCAUACGCAUGUGCACGGCCAAACAGCAGACUGCAGUCCUAAAGAACGCCUGUGCAUCAGGACCUGAGACAUUAAAUGACAUUUUAACAUGACCAGCAGCAGCCAUGAACUCCUGUCCCUCCUGUCCUCCUGUCAGAGGACAUUAUCUUCUUAGUCUGCAGUGGCUGGCACUGCUGCCUUGUCUACAGUGUCUCUGCAGAGGGCAUGCCACACUCCAUGGCAAAGGGCUCCUGUCCACCCUUCCUUGCGGCAUCUCUGGCUGUCGAGAAAAAAAAAGGGUUCAUUUAUUUUCUAUUAUGCUUUUGGCUUAAAUGGCAAACGGGCAGAGGUGCCCCCUGGAGUGUGGGGUAAUGCCGAGAGAGAUAUAUCAGAUUGUAAUGUAUUCCGAAAAGGUGAAUAUCCAAUUGUGAUGUAUUAAGAGAAGGCGAUUUUGAGCAGGUCAGAUUAUGCUAGAGUGAGUGUUGUUGCCCUAAUCAUGUGCCAGUUCGCAUUCAUAAUCACCAGCUCACUUCAUUUGUGAUGUGGCGGUUUCUACAGAGGAGUGGAGGCUGUUCUGCACAGCACCAACAGUAUGCAGUAUAUCUAGUUUGCCAGUGUACACACAUACCAGCCUCCAUGUUGAAAUCUCAUCCUGUCUUCAUAUUGAAAUUCAAUCAUCGUUAUCUAUCACAGGUUCAGUAGUAGUAAAUGCAAAACACAUUGAAAUCAGUCGUCUGGCCAUUGGCUGGUUUUCCACAGAUAUAUUGUAAUAAAACACAAAUGUUCCUGAAUUUACAUGAGAUUAUCAAAGAAGCACAUUUGCACAGAUUUGGUCUCUUUUAUUAUUAUUUUUUAUCAUUAUUAUUUUAUUUAAAUGACUGUGUAAAUGUGCCCUACAAGAGAGCCUCGUCAUAGUUAAGUUCUAAACAGAGUCAUUUUACUGUCGCGAUGCCUCUAAGAAUGCCUAUUCUUACUGAUGGUGGCUUCUCUAUGCGGUUGCUGUUGUAUGGCUCCGUGAUGUCGUGACGGCUGGUUUUCUGCCUGUGUAAAUUACAUACAGAUGUUGCUGACUUGCUGGCAUGGUCAGGACUUUCCCUCGUGAUUUACGCUUCUAACUCUGGACUUUCCUAUUGAGCAGCUUCAACAAAACAUUGUCUUUUGCGUUUGAUCAUAAAAAAGCUACUGUUUUGUGUCUGUUGAACUAGUGUAUGACUGUAUGUCCCCUGAGAGUUUUUAGUAUUGUUUACUUUAGUUAUUUAUUUUUGUACGCUUUUAGCACUGUUUCAAUGUCAUAUGAAUAAAAACAUAAAUAAAUCAA
Engraulis encrasicolus (European anchovy) is the source of this 4110-nucleotide messenger RNA. It is a transcript of the gene il34, whose product is annotated as interleukin 34. The transcript has 7 exons. Gene Ontology annotation, molecular function: macrophage colony-stimulating factor receptor binding. Lineage: Eukaryota; Metazoa; Chordata; Actinopteri; Clupeiformes; Engraulidae. The record is from RefSeq and is a predicted model, not a curated record. Bases 1369 to 2007 code for a protein of 212 amino acids. Gene Ontology annotation, biological process: positive regulation of monocyte differentiation; positive regulation of macrophage differentiation; positive regulation of protein phosphorylation.